Messenger RNA from Aureobasidium vineae, 1882 nucleotides. NCBI's taxonomy places the organism in Eukaryota, Fungi, Ascomycota, Dothideomycetes, Dothideales, Saccotheciaceae. The record is from the annotation of a GenBank genome assembly.
CACUGCUUUCUUCACCAUGCGUUUCCUUUCAACUCUGCCCGUACUCCUCGGAGCUGCUUUCGCUCUACCCUCGACCGAGAGCAUCCAAGAGCGAGCAACUGACUCCCUCGCUUCUUGGCUCUCGUCUGAGAACACUGUUGCUCUGCAGGGUGUUCUUGCCAACAUUGGUGCCAGUGGCUCCAAGGCUUCUGGUGCUAGUGCUGGUGUUGUGGUCGCUUCUCCUUCGAAGUCAAACCCUGACNUUCAAGACUUCUACACCUGGACUCGUGACUCGGCUCUCGUGUUCAAGGCACUUGUGGACCAACUCAUUGCUGGUAACAAGUCUCUGGAGCCUCUCAUCCAGCAGUAUAUCAGUGCUCAGGCCAAGCUGCAAACCGUCAGCAACCCCAGCGGUGGUCUUUGUUCCGGAGGUCUUGCUGAGCCCAAGUUCGAAGUCGACCUCACAUCUUUCACUGGUGCUUGGGGUAGACCUCAGCGUGAUGGCCCUGCUCUCCGCGCCACUGCCAUGAUUGCUUACUCUCGCUACCUUAUUGUAAGUCGACAAUCUUCAUCUCUAUUGCUAUACGCUCAUCCUCUCUACAGGNCCAAUGGUAACACCACAACCGUCAACAAUAUCAUCUGGCCUAUCGUACAAAACGAUCUUUCUUAUGUCACCCAAUAUUGGAACCAGACUGGCUUCGACUUGUGGGAGGAGAUCAAUAGCUCUUCCUUCUUCACCACUGCUGUUCAAUACCGUGCUCUUAUCGAGGGCAACAACCUCGCUACCCAGCUUGGAAAGUCGUGCCCCAAUUGUGUUUCUCAGGCUCCCCUUGUCCUUUGCUUCCUUCAGUCUUAUUGGACUGGCUCAUAUGCACUUUCCAACACUGGAGGAGGUGGUAGAUCUGGCAAGGAUGCAAACUCGAUCCUGACCAGCAUUCACAUCUUCGACCCUGCUGCUUCUUGCGAUGCGACCACUUUCCAACCUUGCAGUGACAAGGCUCUUGCCAACCACAAGGUCGUCACUGAUUCUUUCCGCUCCAUUUACAACAUCAACAAGGGCAUUGCUCAAGGCUCUGGUGUUGCUGUUGGCAGAUAUCCCGAGGACUCUUACUACAACGGCAACCCUUGUCGGGUCAUUGAACAAACUGAACAACUCUAUGAUGCUGUCUAUCAGUGGAAGAAGAUUGGCUCAAUUUCGAUCACUUCGAUUUCUCUUCCUUUCUUCAAAGAUGUCUACUCUUCUGCUGCUGUCGGCACCUACGCAUCUUCGACUACCACUUUCACUUCCAUUGUCAACGCUGUCCAGACCUACGCUGACAGCUACAUGUCUAUUGCUUACAAUCGUGCCGACGGUACUCCCCUCUCAGCAGUCGACUUGACCUGGUCCUACGCCGCUUUCUUGACUGCCUACAAUGCCCGCGCCAACAUCAUCCCUGCCUCCUGGGGUGCCGCAUCUGCCAAGCUGCCCAACUCCUGCUCCAGCGGCUCUGCCACAGGCCCCUGUGCCGCAGCCACAAACACCAACUGGGGCAACCCCGGCUCUCCCUCCACCGGAACACCCACCACAACCGGCGGCGGCUCCUGCGCGACCCCCUCUUCCAUUGCUGUAACCUUUAACGAGCAAAAGACCACUGCUUACGGUGAGAAUAUCUACAUUGUUGGCAGCAUCCCCGCGCUUGGAAACUGGAAUACUGCAAAUGCGGUCGCGCUAUCUGCUUCUGGAUACACUAGCUCCAACCCUCUGUGGAGUGUUACUAUCAACUUUUCUACUGGAACUAGCUUCAACUACAAGUACAUCAAGAAGGCGCAGGAUGGUAGUGUCACUUGGGAAAGUGAUCCUAACCGCAGCUACACUGUCAGUGGAAACUGCGCUGGUACUGCCACCCAGAACGACAGCUGGAGG